Molecule: messenger RNA, 702 nt
Organism: Antechinus flavipes (yellow-footed antechinus)
Lineage: Eukaryota; Metazoa; Chordata; Mammalia; Dasyuromorphia; Dasyuridae
Product: claudin-16-like
Exons: 5
Coding region: 1-702 (233 amino acids)
Biological process (GO): cell adhesion; bicellular tight junction assembly
Cellular component (GO): bicellular tight junction; plasma membrane
Molecular function (GO): structural molecule activity
Source: RefSeq, a predicted model, not a curated record
AUGGGGCUGGCUGGACGUCUGGGUUACUGUCGCCUGCAGGCUCCAAUGCCAGGACCCAGUCUCUUGCCACUAGCCAGUCUGGCCCUGCUCUCUACGGCCUUGCUGCUCACGGCCACCUGGACCGACUGCUGGGUGGUUAACUCAGAUGACAGUCUGGAGGUAAGCCACAAAUGCCAAGGGCUGUGGCGGGCGUGUGUCACCAAUCUACUGGAUGGCAUUCGGACUUGCGACCAGUAUGAUUCCAUCCUGGCCACACAUCCACGACGACGGGUGCUGACCAGGGCCCUGUUGCUCGUGGCUGGGAUGCUGUGUAGCUGUGGGUUGGUGGCCCUGCUCCUCACUCUGACCCAAGUGCAGCUCCUAGGGACUGAUCCCAGGAUAAGGGUUCGACUGGCCUGGGCAUCAGGAUGCCUCUUAGGUGCCGGAGGGUUCCCUGGAGCACUGGGGUCACUCUGGUUUGCUGUGGAGGUGGCUAUGGAGCGAACCCUACCUACUCAUCCCCGAGGACCUCUUACUGGCUAUUACGAGUGGGGCUGGUCUUGCUGGUUAGGUAUUGUGGGAUCUGCUGGCUGCAUGGCCACUGCUUUGGGUCUGGCCUGCUGUCUUCCAGGCCUCUGGCUCCCAGGUAGGAGAGGCCAUGGACACCAAUUCAGAAGCCGGCUGCACCCACAGGCCGUAUAUAUCCUGGACUCCAGUGUAUAA